Messenger RNA from Saxophila tyrrhenica, 2955 nucleotides. RefSeq lists its product as uncharacterized. The coding region runs from base 1 to 2955 and encodes 984 amino acids. Gene Ontology annotation, molecular function: ATP binding; ATP hydrolysis activity. The record is from RefSeq and is a predicted model, not a curated record. Lineage: Eukaryota; Fungi; Ascomycota; Dothideomycetes; Mycosphaerellales; Extremaceae. The transcript is spliced from 2 exons.
AUGAGCAAUCAACAGUCCAGCAGCUUCUAUUCAGAACCGCAGCAACCUCAAACACAGUCUUCGAGUACGAGCGGAGACUCUGCGUUGUCUACUCCGUCCUCAACAUCCUCAUCCACUCAGCACCGUGCCAGCGUUCAAUUUGCACACCUGAGCUCCGAACACAAAGACACCAUGGACGACAAGCCAGCAAACCAAGAUUCCGCGCCUUCAGACAGGCAGGAACGCGAAGAGCCUACGGCUACCACCGAGACGAAGCCUAAAUCUAGCGACGCGAAGCUAACGUGCAAGAAGAAGGGCAAAUGCAAGAAGCACGACCAUGAUGAAGAUGGGCAGGCGAAGAAGAGCAAGAAGAAGUCCAAGAGCGACAAGUCUGUGGCUUCUGAUUCGAGUGACGACAGUUCAGAGGACUCUUCGGACUCAGACUCAAGCUCAGAGGAGGAGACGCCCAAGAAGCGUCGGUCAACGUCAGCCAACAAGGGCAAAGGCAAGAAAGGUCGCAGGAAGAGCAAGAAGAUCGUCGAGGACAGUGACACCGAGAGCGAGAUUGAAUAUGAAGAGGAGGAGGACGUAGAGUCAGCGGAGGACGAGCUUGAUCCGCUAUCUGGAGGGGCGUCGGACUCGGCUCUGAAGGUGUCAUUGCUGGAGCAGCAGCUGGCUGCGCUGAAGCGCCAGAUGCUUGGUGGAGGCAAGCAGAAAGCUAAGAAGGCCAAGGCAAAGACACCUAAGAGCAAGUCAAAGCCCGGCAAGGGCAGCUUCUCGACGAAAUUCAAGCGGGUCGACCAGCUGUGGGAUACGAACCUGCAUCAGUUCAAGAUGAAGGAGUCGGCGGAGGAGGAUGAGUCUGAGUUUGCUGACUAUGCAUUUCUUGUGCGGAGGACGUUCGAUUGGGAAAACAAGUACCGCGAUACUGUCGUGGACAUCAAGUCGAAGCUGCUGCGUAGCGCGUUGUGGGACGUGCUGAAGGACUGCAAGAGCGUCAGCCUGGAGGCCGAAGAGCCCACCGUCGAUCCGAAUAUCCUCUUCCUGUACCUUGAGGAGCUUCGCACGCACUACAAGAAGACCGUGAAGGCGAAGGUCAAGGCGGAGAAGAAGCGGAAGGUCGCGAAGAAGCUCGAGCAGUCCCGGCAACUUCUGAAGAUCUUCGUCCGGUACCUCGACGAGGACUACGCGGACAUCAAGAAGACGCUGUACCCGUUGCUCAAAGCCGGCAACAUCACUUUCGACUUGCUCUGGGCUUUGUACAAGCCCAAUGAGGUCGCGGUGACUUCCUGCUACGGCAGCUGGGAGGAGCCGCGAUGCUUCAAGGUAGAAUAUGCGAACAAGUGCGCCUCCAUGACGCGGGGUGAGUGGUACUGCAUUGAGGGGCGCUACUUGGAGUAUGAUGGCAAGGGCUUUGGGUACGGUGACUUUGAGGUCGACGUUGAAGCCUUCAAGGGCCCGCGCAGGAUCUCGAGUCUCGCUACCUACCCUCUGAAGUAUCAUGCCGAGCCUGAGGCGGUCAAGAAGCAGAUCAUUGCGCGAGGUGAGAAGUUUGUCGGCAUGGAGGGCAUGCACUACAAAUUCCACAAGGGCAUGGCGUUUCACAAGAAGAAGAAGCAGGUGCUGAAGAUCAACGUCAACGGCCGUGUCAUGCUGGAUCCUGCAACGUUCCGACGUGUCAACCCCAACUACCCCAUCUCGUGGAUCAAGCCGAAGAACGACGACGAUGACCUCUUCAACAUGGACAGCGAUGGUUCGGACGACGACUGCUGCUGCGGCUCGGACUCCGAUGACGAGGCGGCGGCGACGAGCGAUCGAAGGGAGCUGCAGAAGUCUCUCGAUGGCGACGACAAGCCAAAGUACAAGUACAAGUGGUCUGAGAACUCACGCGGAGACACCGUCUUCGUGAGAGUGGAGGUCGAUGCCGACGGCGACCCUAUCCCUCAGCAGCACGUCGACAAGCUGGCCGAAACCGCCGAUGCCCGCAAGCACACCUUUACGGAAGAUGAGCUUCUGUUGACAUCGCCGGUGAUCCUUGGCUUUGCUUUCGGCGAGAAGCUUUGGCUGGAAUUCACCAUCUCCGGCGUGCACGACAUCACCUACAACGAGAAUGCUUUCGAAUCUCUCGUUUUGCCUCCCAACCAGAAGUCCAUAGUCCGGGCACUCGUUGAAUCGCAUAAGUCUCACGGCGCGAAGACCAUCGACGAUGUUGUCGUAGGCAAAGGCAAAGGCCUCGUCGCCGUCCUCCACGGUCCUCCUGGCACCGGCAAGACUCUCACCGCCGAAGGCAUCAGUGAGCUCCUCAAAUGCCCGCUCUACAUGGUCUCCGCCGGCGAGCUCGGCACCGACCCCGGCCGCCUCGAACACCAGCUCCAACAAAUCCUCGACAUCGCCCAUACCUGGGGCGCUGUCCUUCUGCUCGACGAAGCGGACGUCUUCCUCGAGAAGCGCGAAGUCCACGACAUCCACCGCAACGCUCUCGUCUCCAUCUUCCUCCGCCUGCUGGAGUACUUCCAGGGCAUCCUCUUCCUCACCACCAACCGCGUCGAGACGUUUGACGACGCCUUCCAGUCCCGAAUCCACGUCGCGCUGCGUUACGGCGAGCUCACGCACAAAGCGAAGAAGGCCGUGUGGCGGAUGUUCCUGGACCUGGUGCGGAAAGUGGAAGGGAUGGAGGUGGCGCAUAUCACGGACGAGCAGAUUGAUAUCUUGAGCAGGAACCAGCUGAAUGGUCGGCAGAUCAAGAAUUUGGUCCGCACGGCGCAGGCGCUGGCGUUGAAUGAGGGGGAGAGUUUGACGCUGGAGCAUAUUAAGCGUGUCAUUGCAGUUGCGGAGUCGUUCGACCGCGAUUUGCGGGGUGGUACUGGGGUUGUGUGGGAGCUGGGGAAGGCGAGGUUGGUUACAGUACAGGGGACACCGUCACUCUCCACUCUUGUGCGAUCACUUGGUCUGUUUGAGCUGAAGCACAAAAUCUAG